Eucalyptus grandis is the source of this 1103-nucleotide messenger RNA. Its product is annotated as (DL)-glycerol-3-phosphatase 1, mitochondrial-like. Gene Ontology annotation, molecular function: sn-glycerol 3-phosphatase activity. Gene Ontology annotation, biological process: glycerol biosynthetic process. NCBI's taxonomy places the organism in Eukaryota, Viridiplantae, Streptophyta, Magnoliopsida, Myrtales, Myrtaceae. The record is from RefSeq and is a predicted model, not a curated record.
AAGCUUUGCUCGUACGACAUGACGGCCGGCCUGAGGAAUUGAAUUUUCCAAGUCGGAAGGAAUAUCUCUUCAGCAUCUCUCUCCAUUCCCGGCUCCCUUCCCGGUCUCUCUCUCUCUCUCCUCGAACUCCGGCAUCGAGCCCCGGCCGCGCGCGCAAUGGCGAGGCGAGGGACCAUCACCCACGUCGUCUUCGACAUGGACGGCCUCCUGCUCGAUACGGAGAAAUUUUAUACAGAAGUCCAGGAAACUAUACUUGCAAGAUAUAAUAAAACAUUUGAUUGGUCUCUCACGGCAAAAAUGAUGGGCAAGAAAGCAAUUGAAGCUGCUCGAGUCUUUGUUGAAGAAACUGGAAUCAUUGAUGUUCUCACUGCUGAGGACUUUCUUGUGGAAAGGGAAGAGAUGUUAAAAACAAUGUUUCCCACGAGUGAGCUAAUGCCAGGGGCUAGCCGCUUGAUCAGACAUCUUCAUGCAAGAAUCUGCUUGGCUACAGGCUCCCAUAGGCACCAUUUUGAACUGAAGACUCAAAGACACGGUGAGCUUUUUUCCUUGAUGCAUCAUGUGGUGCUUGGUGAUGACCCAGAAGUCAAACAAGGGAAGCCAUCACCAGAUAUAUUUCUGGCAGCAGCCAGGAGAUUUGAGGGUGGACCGGUUGAUCCACUCAAUGCGGUUGUGUUUGAAGAUGCUCCUGCUGGAGUUAACGCAGCGAAAAAUGCUGGGAUUUCAAAAAGUGGAUUCCGUAGCUGGCUGAUACACCUGAAGGCAGAUUAGUGGAUAUGCUUGAUUCAAUAAUAAGGUUGUUGUCAAUUUUUAAUAGUCAGAUCAUGUUCAGACUGGCUUCUUCUGUAGAUUCUUCUUGCGGGGUAAUGCUUGAAGUAUGACAAUUAUAGAUUCAAAAUUUGGUUGAAUUGUUGCAUAUUGUAGGAAUUCCAAUCUCCUUUCAAAUUCAAUGCAGUCAAAUAGUUGAGGACAUUGUAUGCAUUUGUACUUUUGAAUGUGCAUUUGCAACAACCAUAACAACUAAAGGAUCAUCCUUGUAAAAUUUUAAUUUGGAACAUCACAUGUACUGAUGGUAGAAGUUCCAUGAAGUGGUUAUUUCUAUGCAA